Molecule: messenger RNA, 2140 nt
Organism: Fukomys damarensis (Damara mole-rat)
Lineage: Eukaryota; Metazoa; Chordata; Mammalia; Rodentia; Bathyergidae
Gene: Inka2
Product: inka box actin regulator 2
Exons: 2
Coding region: 189-1106 (305 amino acids)
Cellular component (GO): nucleus
Molecular function (GO): protein kinase binding; protein serine/threonine kinase inhibitor activity
Source: RefSeq, a predicted model, not a curated record
CCGACCGCACGCGGCGAGCGGCCGGGACUCAGCUCCGAGUCCGGUGUAAGAACCAAAAGCUAGUCUUAGCUCUGCCAGGGGCGCGGGCGCACGUGCGGGGCGCAGAAGCCGCCCAUCGCGUGGUUUCAGUGGGCUUGGUGUUCCCACCCGAGGGCUCGCUCGUGGAGCCGUGCCCGGCGAAUGGGCGCAUGAGGAAGAACAGGGAAAUGGACUGCUAUUUGCGUCGCCUCAAACAGGAGCUGAUGUCCAUGAAGGAAGUGGGUGAUGGUUUACAGGAUCAGAUGAACUGCAUGAUGGGUGCACUGCAAGAACUGAAGCUCCUACAGGUGCAGACGGCACUGGAACAGCUGGACAUCUCUGCGGGGGAUCCUGUACCAGGCUGCCUUGAAAGUCCCCAGACACGGCCCAAGUGCCCUCUCCAGGAAGGAGGCAGAGAUCCAGCCAGGCCUGUGGCCCGCUCCUCCCCCUGCAGCCACCCUUCUCUUGGCAGCAGCACCAAGUUUCCAAGCCACAGGAGUGUCUGUGGGAGGGAUCCCCACCCCCUGUCCAGGACACAGCUGCCAGAGCACCAAAGCUGUGCCCAGCAGGGGCCAGAGUGGGUGGAGCCAGAUGACUGGACCUCCACAUUGAUGUCUCGGGGCAGGAACCGGCAGCCGCUGGUGUUAGGGGACAAUGUUUUUGCGGACCUGGUGGGCAACUGGCUAGAUUUGCCAGAACUGGAGAAGGGUGGGGAGAAGGGGGAAACUGGCGGGGCAGGUGAGCCCAAAGGAAAGAAAGGCCAGCCCUGGGAGCUGGGCCGCAAGUUUGCUCUAACAGCAAAUAUCUUUAGGAAGUUCUUGCGUAGUGUGCGGCCUGACCGUGACAGGCUGCUGAAGGAGAAGCCAGGCUGGGUGACACCCAUGGUCUCCGAGUCCCAGUCCCAGUCCCAGUCUCGGGCCGGACGCUCCCAGAAGGUCAAAAAGUGGAGCCGUUCCAAGGGCUCUGGACACUUCCCCUUCCGGAGUGCAGGGAAGUCCAGACAAGGGGAAAAUCCCCACACAAGUAGCCCCAAGGCCAUGGAACCCUCACCUUCGGGCUUUGAUAUUAAUACAGCCGUUUGGGUCUGAACCCUAGAGGGAAAGUUGACUGAACCCAAAAGACCAGUCCCUAUGCCGGGCCCCUGGGGAGGAGGGCGGGCGGGUGGUAUGGCUGUCAGAAGCCCAAAUCCAAAUUCCGUUCCUUCAGAAGGGAGGGAGAAGCCAGAGUUCUGGGGCAGGGCUGACUGGAAUGCAGUUGGGAGAGGCUGUCACAGGGUUGGCAGGGGGCGGAGGGACAGCUCCUAGAGAAAAGUGUGUGUGUGUGUGUGUGUGUGUGUGUGUGUGUGUGUGUGUGGUGCUCACUUUGAGGCUCCAGGUGACAGUAGAAAAGGGACAGGAGAUCGAGAAAUCCUUCUGACUUUCCUCACUGCCCUCAAAGACCUCAAGUGAACAUUGUGUGUAGAAAAGGGAACUGGGCCCCCAAUAAAGGCCUGUCUCUAGGGCCCCCAACCCUAUAGCUGUCUGCUUCCCUGGCAAGGUACUGCUGCAGGCACAGGACCUGAAGCCCAGAUCUGUUACCCUGCCCUCUGGGGGAUGGGGGACAGAGAAGCCAGAGGGAAUCCUAACCCCCAGCCCUUCCUGUUGCCAUAGAGAUUUCAGCCACUCCACGACCCUGGGAAAUGGGCUGGAUAAGGAGGGGAGUGAAUCACAGCAGCCAGGGGAGCUGGGACCCCUCUCAUGUGUUAUUUGUGGGGUAUCGAUGUACAUCACUCUGCACGUUCAAAAGCCUCACAUCCGUGCUUUCCUGUAAGUGGGCAGGCGAGGCAGGCAGCAUCAGAUACGCUGCCUGUGCCCCUACCUCCCAGCAGCUCUCAGAGCCUCCACCCCACUCCCUGUCUGUGGCUCCUAACUCCCUCCUAGGGGCGGAACAUGUAAAUUCACCAGCCGGGUGAAGGCCAGCCCACUCUAAAAUUCCCAGUGCUGUCACUCAGCCCCUCCCUGCUAGACGCGGCCCUAACCUUGUCUUCCCUCCUCCUCCCUAGUCAGCGGGGGCGCCCAGCCACCAAGGCUCGGGAACUGCGGCCUCUUAUCUUCCUAAAGGCGCCCCGGGGGCGUGGCGCGGC